AUGACGUCAUUGCCGUCGGAAGGUCAGCCGAAAUCAACUUAUUGGGCUACCUUGCGGGGCGCGGCCUGGAAUCAAAAGGCUCAAGCGCAGUUCUCAAGCACUUGCGCAUCUUUGCAUCGCGCGGGUGACCUCAACGACAAAAUCGUCCGGUACCGCCAGUUGCUCAACACGGGACUCAUUACCGACGCGGCCCCCAAGUACACACACGACAUCCUAGAUUUGCAUAAGAUUAUUGAUGGUUAA
Molecule: messenger RNA, 243 nt
Organism: Aphanomyces astaci
Lineage: Eukaryota; Oomycota; Saprolegniomycetes; Saprolegniales; Verrucalvaceae
Exons: 1
Coding region: 1-243 (80 amino acids)
Source: RefSeq, a predicted model, not a curated record